GUCAUGCGCAAACGCAUCACCAAGCCAAAAUAAAGAUAGCUUAAUUCAAUAAGUAAGCAUUGAUGGGCUUGAAAAUUCAUCAGUAUGAAUAUUCAAGACAAAAUAAAGUGGAAAAUGGAUAUAUCUCGUCAUUUGAAUAUUUUAGUCUGAGUUAUUCACAUUGUUGCUAGGUUCAAUUAGAUAAAGCACAUUUUAAGUUUAUAUAAAAUUGUUCAUACAUAUAUAUGUAAAUUGAAAACUACAUUGUGAUUUCUUCGUUUUAAAUUGAAGUUACUUAAUAAUUGUAGUAUUUUGUGUAAUAAUAACAGAUAUGAAUGGAGAAAUACCACCUAUCAAUCACAAUUUGCCAGUGGGGCAAGAUUCAUACCAGCCUUAUUAUAGUUACCAACAACAUCUUUCUCCCUAUACAUAUCCUCAAAAUACCUAUGAUGAAAUAAGUAGCUUACAGCAAACUCAAUCUAACAAUAUGAAUAUUUACAGUAACAGAUCACUAUCAUAUAAUAAUGGGUAUGCUGUUCAAUCUAAUAUUUCUUAUAUUAAUGGAUGCCCGCCUACACCUAGAAAUUUAACAAAUUGUGAAUUCAACAUGAAUGGCUUAGUUCAACCAUCAUCUGUUGUUUGUUUUAAUACAUCUCAAACCCCUCAAAAUUCUUAUAAUAAUGAUUAUAUAAAUAACGGUUUAGUUCAAAAUUUAGUUUCUGAUAAUACUAAUUUAACAUUAAAAAGGAAUUUUAGUCAGAUAAAUGUAGAUACUCAAUUUAAUAAUAAAUAUUCAUCUAUUCCGCAUUCACUUAAUCAUCAGUCAAAUGUUUACAAUAAAUUACAACCAGAUAUUUUUAGAGAAAAUGUUAAUCAUAGACAUUCUAUUAAAGAGAAACCACAAGAAGUUGAUGAGUGGUUUGAUUUAACCAAAAAAUUUUUGAGUUCUAAGUUAGAUACUUCUAUUGGAAAACGUUCAUGUGAAUCUAAUCACAAUCAUACUGAUUCCAAAUACAGGAGCCAUCCUCAUCUUUCAAAGCAUCAUUCAUUUAACAAAAGUAAACGUAAAGGUAUGAAGACUGCAGAAGAAUUAUCAGCAGAUUUAGAAAAAUUAUCAAAAAUGACUAUAGAUCAAAUAAUUAGUGCUGAAAAAAUAAUUUGGACUCGUUCAGCACCAGCCGAUUUAUAUUAUGAAAAACCUGAAGAUAAUCCUAAAAUUACUGUGGCUAGAGAUAAUGUUUUAAAAUUAUGUGAUGAAUUUGAUGCUAUUUUAGGCAAACGUGCUUCUGCUAUAAAUGCUUUGAAACCUAUUUACAGUAAACCAAGAAAGAGUAAUGUCAAAAUUCAUAAACACAAAUGCUCAGGUAAUAAUUGUUCGGAAGAUGAUUCUAGUUCUUGUAAUGAAAAUGAUGAAGAUGAUGAAGAUUCUACUAUGAAAGAAUUAGAUAGGAAAAGUGCUCAUCCUGAUAGACUUCAUCCUGAAUUAUGGUACAAUGAAUGGGGAGAAAUGAAUGACGGACCAAUGUGUAAGUGUAGUGUCAAGUCUCAAAGAUCUGGUAUUCGACAUAACAUUUAUGUUGGAGAAGGACCUUUUGAACCUUGUUCUCCUUACUCCAAUAAUUCCAAUAAACUUUAUCAUUAUAGAAUCACUAUAACACCACCAACUAAUUUUUUACUUAAAUGUCCAACAAUUAUAACACAUGAUAACCAAGAUUUUAUUUUUGAAGGAUUUUCAAUACUAUCACAUUAUCCUAUUUCAACAUUACCAACUUGCAAAGUUAUUCGUUUCAAUACAAAUUAUGCAAUUUUAUAUGUUGAAGAAAAAAUCCCUGAUAAUUUUAUCAUAAAAGAAUUGCAAUUAUUUUAUGAUUAUUUAUUUAAAGAUAUUUUAGAAUUAGUUGAUUUAGAUUUGCAUGCUGUUGAAAAUAAAAAUGGCUGUCCUCAAUUCCAUUUUAUGCCUCGUUUUGUUCGAGAUCUUCCUGGAAAUGGAAAAGAAAUACUAUCAAUGAAUGAAGUUUUAAAAUACCUUUUAAAUAACAAUAAAUUGCUAUUUGAAGAACAUAGUCUUCCAGAAUUAAAAAACAUGUCUAUGUAUGAAUGGCAAAAUAUUGUUGAUGAAUACAAAGGCAUGGUAGUUACCAAUCCUGGAUCUAAACCCUGUUCAAUACGCGUGGAUCAAUUAGAUCGAGAUGCUGUCAAUGAAACAAAUGAAAAAAACUGUAAUGAUGGAUAUCCUGUUAUAGUUCAUUUUGGCAUCCGACCUCCUCAAUUAAGUUAUGCUGGAAACCCAGAUUAUCAGAAGGGAUGGCGUGAUUAUGUAAAAUUUAGACAUCUUUUGGCAAAUAUGCCCAAACCAUCAUUUGAAGAUAAGAGAAAAUUAGAAAUUAAAGAAAGAGCUUUACAAGAGAUGAGAUCUCAUAAUAAAAUGAAACGUGGUGUGACUGCUGCAGUGUCUAGUAAAGGAUUUUAUAAAACUGGUCUUAUGUGUGAUAUUGUACAGCAUGCAAUGCUAUUGCCAGUACUUGUAUGUCACUUUAGAUUUCAUAAAUCAUUAGAGUAUCUUGAGAAAACUCUAGAGUAUAAAUUCAAAAAUAAAUACUUAUUGCAACUAGCAUUAACACAUCCAUCAUAUAGAGAAAACUUUGGUACAAAUCCUGAUCAUGCCAGAAAUACAUUAACUAAUUGUGGUAUUAGACAGCCAGAAUACGGGGAUAGGCGUAUACACUACAUGAAUACACGGAAAAGGGGUAUUAAUACUCUUAUAAAUAUAAUGUCUCGGUUUGGCAAAAAAUCAGAAAUGGAAUCAAAUAUUAUGCAUAAUGAACGUUUGGAAUUUUUAGGUGAUGCUGUUGUUGAAUUUGUAUCUUCUAUUCAUCUUUUUAAUAUGUUUCCUGAUAUCGAAGAAGGUGGCUUAGCAACAUUUCGUGCAGCAAUAGUUCAAAACCAGCAUCUUGCUGUUUUAGCAAAAACACUAAAACUUGAUGAUUUUAUGCUAUAUGCUCAUGGCUCAGACUUAUGUCAUGAUUCUGAACUCAAACAUGCUAUGGCAAAUUGUUUUGAAGCUUUAAUGGGAGCAUUAUUUUUAGAUGGAGGAAUUGAUGUAGCUGAUCGUGUUUUUGGAAAAACAUUUUUUCAUGAUUCACCUGAACUCCUUGAUAUAUGGGUUAAUUAUCCAAAGCACCCAUUACAACAACAAGAACCUAAUGGUGAUCGUAAAUGGAUAAAAACUUUACCUUUACUUCAAAAAUUAACUAAGUUUGAAGAUUCUAUUGGUAUUAAGUUCAACCACAUAAGAUUAUUAGCUAGGGCAUUUACUGACAGAAGUGUUGGUUUUACAAAUUUAACUCUAGGUUCCAAUCAACGUCUUGAAUUUUUAGGUGAUACUGUUUUACAAUUGAUUGCGUCAGAUUACUUGUAUAAAUAUUUUCCAGAACACCAUGAAGGUCAUCUUUCUCUUUUACGUAGUUCAUUAGUAAAUAACAGAACACAAUCUGUGGUAUGUGAUGAUUUAGGAAUGGUAAAUUAUGCACUUUAUGCUAACCCCAAAGCUGAACUUAAAACUAAAGACAGAGCUGAUUUGUUAGAAGCAUUUUUGGGAGCUUUGUACAUUGAUAAGGGUCUAAAGCAUUGUCAAGCUUUUUGUAAUGUUUGUUUUUUUCCUCGUCUUCAUGACUUUAUAUUAAAACAAGAUUGGAAUGACCCAAAAUCAAAAUUGCAACAAUGUUGUUUAACAUUGAGAUCUGUAGAUGGUGGUGAACCUGAUAUUCCUGUUUAUAAAGUUAUAGAAUGUAUGGGACCUACCAAUGGAAGGAAGUAUACAGUGGCUGUAUACUUUAAAGGAGUUAGAUUAUCACAGGCAACUGGGCAUAGUAUUCAAAGAGCUGAAAUGAAUGCUGCAAACAGUGCUUUGGAGGUUUCUAAAGAUUUGUUUCCACAACUAGAUCAUCAAAGACGAGCAAUUUCGAGAAGUCUAAGACAUCAAUGUAAAUCAUCUGAUGGACAAACAAAUAUUGAUGAUAUUAUAAAGAUAUUAGAAUCCAAAUCAUUAAAAAACGAAACAAAAAUGAGCAAAUUAGAUUGGGCCAAAAGAAAACUCCAAAGAAAACUAUUAGCAGUUUUAUGUUCUAAUAAAAUAGAAGAUAAUGAAGAAACCGAUGAACCAAAAAAGAAAAAACAAAAAAAAAAUUAAUAAAGAAGGCAAUCUUUGUGGUUUUACGUUUUAGUGUAAAUUGUUAUUUUAUGUUAUUGUUUCAUUACACCUAAAUGUGAGACCUCGACGAUUGUGUCAUAGUUGCACUGAUUAAAUACUCAUAUUUUUAAUCUUAUGUUUCUAACUAUAUUAUAAAUUAUAUAAAGCAUACAUCUAUAUUUAUGUGUGUAAUAAAUCGCCUGACUAGUUGUUUAUGAAUUAGUACUUAAAUAAGCAUACAAUUAGUCUUUAUUAAUAGAUUAUAAAAAAAUAACUAGUCUUUUAUGAUUUAAUAUAAAUAUUACUAGCCAUCUUUAAAUUGAAUAUUAUAAUGUAUAGAUUUUAUUAUCUAGGAUUACUUUUUCUGUUUGUUUAUUUAUUUUUUAUUAUAUUUUUAAACUCAUUAUUCCUUACUUAAAAAUGAUUGUAACAAAAAAAAAAAAUAGAUUUACAAAUCUUAAGAUAAUUUAGUAGUUUUAAAUUGACCAUUUAAAAAAAUCUAAUCAUGGGUCAAAUAUUCAGUUUAAUUUAUCUAUAAUUACUUAAUAAUUUAUUUAAAACUCAGUUUUGUCAUAUUUAUGUGCUCGGGGUAUCAGGGUGUUUCCUAACAAUUUAUUUUAAAUUAAUUUUUGUAAACAUUGUUUUAAAUUUGCUAACCUUUAUUGUAUUGUUUCAGAACUAUAAUGACGUUUUUAUUUUUAUAAAAAAUUAUAAUUUAAUACAUGAAACUCACUAAAAUAAUGUUUUUAUUUAAUGUUUAAAAAAAAAAAAAUUUUUUUCUGUGUAUUGCAUUAAAAUAAAAAAAUAAUGUAUUUAUGUUAUAAUAGUAUGGCUGAUGUAUAUAUUCAAAACAUUUUUAUCCAAAUUUAUCAUUAUAAUUCAACUUAAAUAUUUUAUUAACUAAUUGUUGUUACUACUUUUUGUAUUUUCAUUUUUUUUUUGCAAAUCUACUACAUUAAUAAUAAAUAUUGCAAAUUUUUGUUUUGUUUAUUAAAAAAAAUAUUGAGUAAUACGAUUAUUGUAAUUUUUGUAAGCAAAGUACUUAUAUUAUUUCAUACAUGAAUUUUAUCUAUUUUUUUUAAUGUAAAUAAAUUUCAACACUUUAAAAUGCUACCAAU
Daktulosphaira vitifoliae (grape phylloxera) is the source of this 5286-nucleotide messenger RNA. It is a transcript of the gene drosha, whose product is annotated as ribonuclease 3. The coding region runs from base 311 to 4168 and encodes 1285 amino acids. The record is from RefSeq and is a predicted model, not a curated record. Gene Ontology annotation, cellular component: nucleus. The transcript is spliced from 2 exons. Gene Ontology annotation, biological process: primary miRNA processing; regulation of gene expression; pre-miRNA processing. Gene Ontology annotation, molecular function: ribonuclease III activity; double-stranded RNA binding. NCBI's taxonomy places the organism in Eukaryota, Metazoa, Arthropoda, Insecta, Hemiptera, Phylloxeridae.